AUGGCCGACGAUGUCAUAGCCGGCGUCGUCUCCAUCACUGGCUGUACCCCCGAAAUCGCCCGUCAGUACGUCCAGCUUGGAGAAGGAGACACAAGUCAGGCAAUUCAGCUCUUCUACGAGAAUGGAGGUGCAGAUCUAUCUACAGGCUCAAGUGCGACGCCACCUGUGCCGACUGCCUCACGGCCCUCUAAUGCUAACAAUCCGAUCACUAUUGAUGAUGACGACGACCUGCCGACCGGCGCCAAUGUGGAGGAUGAUGAAGCAAUGGCAAGAAGAUUACAAGAAGAGAUGUAUGGCGCUCAGGGCUCCGGUCAAGAGCAGGAUGUCCGUGCUCCCAUUGCACGACGCACAGAGACACUUGCUGGUCCAGGUUCAGACAUGAUGGCCGAGGAGUAUGAAGAUGCCAUGACAGCAAGACUGCAGGCUAUGCAUCAGCGGGCGGCUAGAGGUCAGAGGGGCAUCUUCAACCAACGCGAGACGUCCGAUAUCUGGAAUCAGAAUAGUGGUACCAACGAUCUUGCGGCCGCUACUGGUGGUCGUUCUGAACAAUCGGCCCACUCGAAUAUGCUUGCUAGACUCUUCCAGCCGCCUUGGGAUCUAAUGUAUGGUGGCAGUUGGGAAGAAGCCAGAGACGAGGGCAAAGAGCAGAAGAAGUGGAUACUAAUAAACAUUCAAGAUGGUUCGAUCUUUGACUGUCAAGCACUGAACCGGGACUUGUGGAAGAACGACCAGGUCACCGAGACCAUCAAAGAGAACUUCAUCUUCAUUCAAUACAGCAAGGACGACCCAAGAGCCGACCAGUACAACUCGUUCUACUUUCAAGAUCACCAAAAUCCCGACCAAUAUCCUCAUGUGGCGAUUGUCGAUCCACGCACCGGCGAGCAGAUCAAGCUCUGGUCAAGAAAGAUCCCCACACCUGCAGAGUUUCUCAUGCAACUCCACGAAUUUCUCGACCGAUAUAGUCUAGACAACAAUGCUCGCAACCCGGUGGCGAAGCGCAAGUCAGAGACACCGAAGCAGAAGUCGUUCGACGAGAUGACUGAGGAUGAGCAGCUCGAGCACGCUCUACAGGCAAGUAUGGCGGCCGGUGCGGCUGAGCAACCGCCCACAAGAGAAGACCCUGAUGAUCUCACGCGCAGCGUGGGUGAUCUGCGCAAGCCGGAAGAUCCCAUGGAUGUCGAGGAAAAUGGCAGUGCAGAGAAGGCAGCCACGCCAUUCAGUCUAAUCCCUUCAGAUCGGCCUCACACCGAGCCUGCAGCUGGCCCGGGAGUUACAAGAGUUCAAAUCCGGCAUUCUGGUGGCCGCAUUGUUCGACGGUUCGCUGAGAACGACCCGGUGCAAACCAUCUACGAGUACCUCAAAGCCGAACCCGUCGAGGGCAAGGCUGGACUGGAGUUUGAGCUGAUUUCAAUGAACAAGAAUCUGAUGGAGCAGCGAGGAGAAACAAUUGAGUCUGCUGGGUUGAAGAAUGGUACUGUCAUGGUUGAAUAUCUUGAUGGUGCGGAUGAUUAG
Molecule: messenger RNA, 1512 nt
Organism: Cyphellophora attinorum
Lineage: Eukaryota; Fungi; Ascomycota; Eurotiomycetes; Chaetothyriales; Cyphellophoraceae
Product: UBX domain-containing protein 5
Exons: 2
Coding region: 1-1512 (503 amino acids)
Biological process (GO): proteasome-mediated ubiquitin-dependent protein catabolic process
Cellular component (GO): nucleus
Molecular function (GO): ubiquitin binding
Source: RefSeq, a predicted model, not a curated record